UUUUAAUUAAAAAUGAGUAGUGUAUAAUUCGUCAACUCUAAAGCUGAAGUGCUUCGUAAAUAUUAAGCAUUAGCAAUGAAUAUAAAUGCUGCAGCUGGUUUAAUGGAAGUCAUGAAAUCAAAUUUAGGACCUAAAGGUACAUUAAAAAUGCUUGUGGGUGGGGCUGGAUAAAUAAAACUUACAAAGGAUGGUGCUGUUCUAUUAUCAGAAAUGUAGAUUUAGCAUCCAACUGCAGCUAUGAUAGCUAGAAGUGCUACAGCUUAAGAUGAUAUAAUUGGUGAUGGUACAACUAGCAACGUUUUACUAAUUGGUGCAUUAAUGAAACAAGCUGAAAGAUUAUUAGCAGAAGGAAUUCAUCCAAGAGUAAUUACAGAAGGAUAUGAACUUGCAAGAAAGGAGGCUUUAUAAUUUUUAGAUAGUUUCAAAUAUUAAUAAUUUGAUAAAGCUGUAUUAAUAAAUGUGGCUAGAACUUCAUUAAAUAGUAAAUUAACACCUGAUGUUGCGAAUUAGUAUUAUAAUAUGUUAAGAAAUUAUUUAGAAUUAUUGAGAUAGUAGUUGAUGCAGUAUAAAUAGUAUAAGUGCCUGAAAAGCCAAUAGAUUUGUUUAUGGUUGAGAUUAUGCAUAUGUAACAUAAAAUGGGAGCAGAGACAGAAUUGAUUAGAGGAUUGGUUUUGGAUCAUGGAGCAAGACAUCCAGAUAUGCCAAAAUUUGUGAAGAAAUGUUAUAUUUUAAAUUUGAAUGUCUCAUUAGAAUAUGAGAAAACAGAAGUAAAUAAUAAAUAAAUAAAUAGGUUCAUAGUGGAUUCUUUUAUAAUACAGCAGUAGAUAGAGAGAAAUUAGCAAAUUCUGAACGAAAAUUAACAGAUGAUAAAUGUUAAUAAAUUAUUGAUUUUAAGAGAAAGGUUUGUGAAAAGAAUGGAUAUGGAUUUGCAGUUAUUAAUUAAAAAGGAAUUGAUCCAGUUUGUUUAGAAAUGUUUGCUAAAGAAGGAAUUGUUGGUAUAAGAAGAGCCAAAAAAAGAAAUAUGGAGAGAAUUGCAAAAGCUUGUGGUGGUAAUUCUGUAAAUGCAGUUGAGGAUUUAACAGAAAAUGAUCUUGGAUAUUGUGAAGUGGUAAUAAUUUAAUAUAACAUUAAAAUAGUUAAGAGAAUACACUUUAGGAGAAGAUAAAUAUACAUUUAUAGAAGGUGUUUAAAAUCCCACUUCAUGUACAAUUUUAAUUAGAGGACCAAAUGAACAUACUAUUGCAUAAAUUAAAGAUGCUAUUAGAGAUGGAUUAAGAGCUGUUAAGAAUGCUAUUGAAGAUAAAUGUGUUAUUCCUGGAGCUGGUGCAUUUGAAAUUGCUACUAGUGUUCAUCUUUAAAAAUUUAAAGAUUCUGUUGCUGGAAAAGCAAAAUUAGGAGUUUAAGCUUUUGCUGAAUCUUUAUUAGUUAUUCCUAAAGCUCUUGCUGAAAAUUGUGGAUAUGAUGUUUAAGAAACUAUAAUUUAAGUUACUGAUGAAUACAUUAAAAAUAAUAUUCCUGUUGGUGUUAAUGUUAGCGAAUAAGGUUUUAUUGCUCCUAUUGCUAAUGGCAUUUUUGAUAAUUAUUGCUCUAAAAGAUCUUGGUUGAAUAUUGCCCCUACUUUAGCUUAAUAAUUAUUAUUAGUUGAUGAAGUAACCUUUAAUAUAAUUUAUUUAGAUUAUGAGAGCUGGUAAAUAGGCAGGAGGUGCCCCACAAUGAUAAGAAUGAUAUAAUUAUAUUUCAGUU
Molecule: messenger RNA, 1743 nt
Organism: Paramecium sonneborni
Lineage: Eukaryota; Ciliophora; Oligohymenophorea; Peniculida; Parameciidae
Source: the annotation of a GenBank genome assembly